AUGACUGUGCUGGCAGGACGACAUGGGACGAGGGACCCCACCAGGCGCUGGGCAGAGCUGGCAAAGUGGCGCCAGGUCCCCCAGCCAGAGCACGCCUGUGUCCGCGUACCUCUCAUCGCUCCCCCAGUGCAGCGGGCAGCGAACCCCGGCAAAGGGGCUCCCGGGGGCGAGGGCAGCAGGAGCCGCUCGUGCUCGAGUGAGCUGCGUGACCCGCCCAGCCGUCUGUGGGGCAGCGGGGACAGCGGGGACCUGCGGCUCCCGCCUGGCUGGAGGAGACGCUUUGGCAGAGGGAUCCCAUGGAGUGUUCUCAGGAACUACUCCUCCGCCAGCGCCCAGGAGAAGGCGAGGAGAAAUGCCAUCUGCGAGAGGACAGAGCUGCUGGAAGUGCUGAAAGCUCGAGUGAAGCAGCUCCAAGCCAGUAAUGUCCCGGAGGUGAUGGUCAACAAAGUGGAGCUGGCCCCGCUGGGGAAUGACAAGUACCAGGACCCCCUGCAGAAAGUGGUGGCUCCCGGUGCUGCGGAGGAGCAACCCGCUCCCAGGGGAAGGGAUGGGAGCCCAGCCCGGCCCAGCAGCUGGGUCGAGAAGUUGAAGAAGGAGAUGUACAUCCGGCAGCUGAAGGUGGAGCGGAAGUUAUCCAUCGCUGCCUCCCAGCUGGCUCGGGAGGGCCAGGCCAAACCAAAGGCCAAGGCCAAGGCCAAACCAAAGGCCAAGGCCAAACCAAAGGCCAAGGCAAAGGCCAAACCAAAGGCCAAGGCAAAGGCCAAACCAAAGGCCAAGGCAAAGGCCAAACCAAAGGCCAAGGCAAAGGCCAAACCAAAGGCCAAGGCAAAGGCCAAACCAAAGGCCAAGGCAAAGGCCAAAGCUAAAGCCAAGAAGAGCCUGAAGAGCCCAAAGGCCCCAAAGGCUAAAGUGGCUGCUGCCUGGAGCCAGAGCCACGCUGGCCCUCACGGUGUCUAUGCCUUCCACAAGCCGAGGGUGGCAGCAGUGAAGGAGGGUGCAAAGGCGCAGUGGCCUCGGAGGGUGCUCAAGGACAAGGACGGCAGCCAGUACAAGAUCCUGCAGCAGACCAUCCAGUCCAGCCUCGAAUGCUUCCUCUUCUUGCAGCAGCCAGAGGAGGCUGAGAGGUUCCUUCUCUUGUACCACAGCUCCCCUGUGAAGAGAAGGCUUUUGAGUGUCAAUGCGUACAACAUCGUGAUGCGUAGCUGGGCAAGAAAGGGCUGCUUGCAGCGCAUCAACCAGCUGUUUUCCAUGCUGGAGUCCGUCGGCCUCCGGCCCAGCCUGGACUCCUACGCAGCAGCACUGGAGUGCAUGGGCCGGAACCAGUCAUCCACCAAAGCUGUCUGGAGAUGUGUGCAGCAGCUGAAGAACGAUGGCUUCCACGUGGAUGAGCUCUUCCAAAAGUGCCUGUUUGAGGAAGAUGAGAAGGAGAAGGUGCUGAGGGCCAUCAGGAUUGUCCAGCCCAACUACCAGCUGCCCCCUCCACCCAAGCCCCAGACCUGCAAGUCUUCUCUGCUCCAGGACUUCUACUCCAAAGAGAAGAUGGUGCCAUACCCCAAGCUGGAUUUCACUGUGCAGGAGCUGCAGGAGCGCUUUCAGCAGCAGCUGGAGAUGGAGCUGGACAAUACCAUAACCAUCGAGUCAGUGGAGUCAACCAAACCUCUGACCCCGCAAGCCAUUAAAGCGCGCAAACUGCUGGCCACCCUUCGUUCCCAGUGGCAUGACUCCAUCCUCCAGGCCCUGCAGAAGUCGAAGCACAGCAUGUCCAAGCUCAAGACGGUGUCGGGGUACAACAUUCUCUACCCCUACCUGUGCCUGAUGCCGGAUGAGGAGUAUGUGGGCAUCAUGCUGCAGAUCCUCAACACCCUCUCUCCACAAGGAGAAUCCCUGGCUGUCUUGGCCAGGGAGCUGGGCUCCAAAAUCUACAACAGAUACAUCACCCAGAGGAAGCUGCGCAGCCGACAGCUGGAGAAGGUGCAGGAGGUCUAUGAGGAAUACAUUCACCUGCUGGCAAAGGACAGCCAGCCUGACAGGUACUUGCCACGGGAAUAUUGGGAGAAGCUGGUGGCAGAAGCAGGCUUUGGGCCUUCCCUGAACUUGAAGGACUGCAGUUGGCCGUACAUGCUCCUCAUGCGCCUGGGCAUGCACAUGCUGGAACUCCUGGUGCAGGCUGUCAAGGUGCCGAGGAACGUCCUCAAUCCUCGCCUGGAGCCCAGGCUUAUCCCCGUCCUCUACCACGUCUACUCCUUCCACAGCAGCUGGCAGGUUGGGCUGAUAAAGCCCCAUCCCAUCUUCUCCCAGAUUGUGUCAGAUGCUGCAGAGACCUUGCUGACCUUUAAUUCCUCUGCCAUACCUAUGCUGUGCCCCCCGGUACCCUGGACCUCCCCCCACUUUGGUGCCUUUGCCCUGAAUGACACCAAGUUGAUGCGCUUUGUGGAUGGGGCCAUCCAGCACCAGCUGCUUCUGGAGCAGUGUCCUCCGGUGAACCUCCACCCCGUGCUGGAUGCCCUGAACCAGCUGGGCAACUGCGCCUGGAAGAUUAACCAGCCAGUGCUGGAUAUCAUCAUCUCCAUCUUCAAUGACAAAGGCAAUGAGAAGCUGGACAUCCCACCGCCCAUCUCUGAGGCCCCCAGGCCUCCUGCUGCUCCCAGCAAUUCCUCUACCUGCAACAAGUCCCAGAAGCACGAGUUGUUGCUGUACAAGAAGAAGACAGCUGAAAUGCACAGCUUGCGCAUGGAUGCGCUGUAUAAGCUCUCCAUCGCCAACUACGUCAGGGACAAGGUGUUCUGGUUUCCUCACAACAUGGACUUCCGAGGCAGGACUUACCCUUGCCCACCUUAUUUCAACCACCUCGGUAACGAUGUCACCCGGGCCAUCCUGCUUUUUGCAGAGGGAAAGCCACUGGGGCCCAAGGGCCUUGACUGGCUGAAGAUCCACCUCGUUAACCUCACGGGGUUGAAGAAGAACAACGCCUUGCAGGAGCGGCUGGAGUACGCCAAUGAAAUCAUGGAGGAGAUCCUGGACUCAGCCGACCACCCGCUCACAGGCAGGAAGUGGUGGAUGAACACCGACGAACCCUGGCAAGCCUUGGCGUGCUGCAUGGAAAUCGCCAAAGCCUCGCGGUCCCCAGAUCCAGCAGCCUACAUUUCUCACUUCCCGGUUCACCAGGAUGGCUCUUGCAAUGGUCUGCAGCACUAUGCAGCUCUUGGCCGGGACCUUAUUGGCGCCAUGUCCGUCAAUCUGAUGCCCUGCAGUGUCCCCCAGGAUGUCUACAGUGCGGUGGCCCAGCAGGUGGAGGAGUUUCGGAAGAAGGAUGCUGAACAGGGAGUGAAGAUUGCCCAGGUGCUGCAAGGCUUUGUCAACCGCAAGGUGGUGAAGCAGACGGUGAUGACAGUGGUGUACGGUGUCACACGCUACGGCGGGCGGCUGCAGAUGGAGAAGCGUCUCAAGGAGAUUGAUGAGUUCCCUGAGGAAUACUUGUGGGAAGCAUCUCACUACCUCGUAAAGCAGGUGUUCAAUGGCAUCAAGGAGAUGUUCUCAGCAACUCGAGAUAUCCAGAACUGGCUGACGGAGAGUGCCAAGCUCAUUGCCCAGUCGGGACGGACAGUGGAGUGGGUCACGCCACUGGGUCUACCCAUCGUGCAGCCCUACUAUCGCUCCAGGUCCACUGUGCUGAAUUGCAGCAUGCAGAACUUGAGCGUGAAAACCUCCAACGGCAACCAGAAGCCUGAUACAGUGAAGCAGAAGAAUGCCUUCCCACCCAACUUCAUCCACUCCCUGGACUCCACGCACAUGAUGCUCACGGCUCUGCACUGCCUCAGGCAGGGUCUGACCUUCGUCUCAGUCCAUGAUUGCUACUGGACUCACGCGCUCACUGUGGAUGUCAUGAACCAGAUCUGUCGGCAGCAAUUUGUGGCUCUGCACAGUGAGAAGAUCCUGCAGGAUCUGUCCGAGUUCAUGCUGGAGAAGUACUGCAGCCCCGGCAGAGAGACUAGAGCCCUCUGGCAGAAGAAACUGAUGGAGCAGCUGUCGAAUGUCCCCAAGACAGGCAAAUUCAACCUGAAGAAGGUGAUGGAUUCCACCUAUUUCUUCAGCUGAGCCCUGGCAGCCAGCGGGGCCCUGGACUACCUCUGGACUGCCGGCUGCCUCAGAGGCUGCGGUAGGCACUGGCCUGCGAGGCCCCUCUGUCCUGCGUCUCAUGGGGAAAGUGGGUACAGCUGCCAGCCCAGCAAAACAUACCUGCCCAACACCGAGAUGCUGGGGCAAACUGGGACUCCUCGAGGAGCGCGGGAGCAGCCACGAGGGGCUGGUGGGGGACAGGGUGUCUGCACUGUUUGCUGUUACUGCCUGCAUCCAGGCAAGGGGAGAGGGCAUCGAGCCCUGGGGAGGGCUGCAUCUCUCUGGUGUGGGGUCAAAGGGACACAACGUGCCUGCUUGUACUGCGAGCUCCAGAGCUUGCCUGGCUAGCGCCUGUCCUGGGCUGCCAUCCCUCUCCAUUCCUCUCCACCAGCGGGGCUCAGACCUCCUGGAGCGUUAGGCCCCUGCCUGGAGGGGCAGGCAGCCGGCCGUGGCCACAGCAGGAGCCUCCUGCCCUUUUCUGCCCUGCUCUUGGCUGCAGGGUGGGUGCUAGGCUCCAUGCCCCGCUCCAGCUGCUGGGCACUAUCACUGCUCUUGCUGUAGCACAGCCUCUGCGGCUCCUGGCUCUCAUUUCCAGGGAUCGGUUUAAAUUCUGCUUACUGGGUCUCAGGCAGGGAAAACCACUAACACGGGGGUGGAAGUGUACAAUACUGUAAAUAAAAUGGGUUUUUUUGAAAUAC
Molecule: messenger RNA, 4814 nt
Organism: Aptenodytes forsteri (emperor penguin)
Lineage: Eukaryota; Metazoa; Chordata; Aves; Sphenisciformes; Spheniscidae
Gene: POLRMT
Product: RNA polymerase mitochondrial
Exons: 21
Coding region: 1-4095 (1364 amino acids)
Biological process (GO): mitochondrial transcription
Cellular component (GO): mitochondrial DNA-directed RNA polymerase complex
Molecular function (GO): DNA-directed RNA polymerase activity; protein binding; mitochondrial promoter sequence-specific DNA binding
Source: RefSeq, a predicted model, not a curated record